ACGAUAAUAACAACAUUACGCUUAAAAGAUCCUGUCCAGUGUUUCAUUAACUUCUGUACGUACCCAAAAGAGUGCAAUGGUAAGAACUCGCAUGAUAUCGAAAAAUUGUCCCAGCUGCGAUCAACAGAUAGCGAUUGCCUCCAAACGGUGCUCUUGUGGGUACGCUUUCAACGGAGGUCGCCAGGCCAACGCAGCAUAUAUUCCCCCGGCUUCCGUUGGCCGACCGAAAUCGAGCAAAAAAGGAAAAUCAUCCGGUGGUGAGUCGCGCAAAGCAGCAGCUGCUGCUGCACAGGCAGCAUCCGCCCAGGUUCAGCGACGUCGAACCGGGCGGGUUCGUCGGGAGAAACCGAACUAUUACGAUUCGCUACAGUACGAAAAGAAGAAAAAGAAAUCCAAGAAACCGACGAGAUCUUCUUUAUUCAAGGGCAAAGAGGGAAAACAGGCACAGCUGAUAGGAAUAUCUUCCAAAGAAACGCAAGUUUCGCGAGCCAACAGACAUGCUCAGCGAAGAGCGAAAAAGGAGGAAAUUGAUGGUGGUGGGGACCUUUGUGCCAAGCUUUCAUUGGAAAAGCAAGAAAUAGCUCUACUCAUAUUAUCCGAGAUAAACCGAAAGAUUGGUUCGGUCGUGUGGAAACAGCCUUGAAACAACUUUGCAUGAUUGAUGAAACCAAACUUCGUUGAACGUGGCUUGCUAAUUAUCAGUGUACGUUAAGAUAAAGGUCCUGUAUGAAAAUACCAAAUGGAUAAAAACAAUAAACUGGCACAGUAUGUGAAUAAAAUU
Messenger RNA from Topomyia yanbarensis, 781 nucleotides. RefSeq names its product UPF0547 protein C16orf87 homolog. The coding region runs from base 77 to 643 and encodes 188 amino acids. The transcript is spliced from 3 exons. The record is from RefSeq and is a predicted model, not a curated record. NCBI's taxonomy places the organism in Eukaryota, Metazoa, Arthropoda, Insecta, Diptera, Culicidae.